This is a messenger RNA of Anastrepha ludens (Mexican fruit fly), 834 nucleotides long. RefSeq lists its product as uncharacterized. The coding region runs from base 240 to 713 and encodes 157 amino acids. The record is from RefSeq and is a predicted model, not a curated record. NCBI's taxonomy places the organism in Eukaryota, Metazoa, Arthropoda, Insecta, Diptera, Tephritidae. The transcript is spliced from 2 exons.
AAAUCCAAAUACUAGAACUGCACGAAUUUUGCUCGCGCUCUCCAGCAGCCGCCAAAUCGUUUGUCUACACAUCUGCUCUCGCCAGUAAUACCUGCCGCCCACUAGCCCACUACAAGUGAACUGCUAGCAGUUCACUGUCGUAGCUCUAACGCGUAACAACACAAUAUAAUUCUUUUACAUACAUAUAAGUGACAGUUACCGCUUGUUCGAACCCGAUCCGAAAGUAAUUUCUAUUCAAUAUGGAACCGAUCGCUGCGGAAGCUCCACAAUUGGUAAAAGUCAAGCUGUUACCUGCGAUUGCUCCCGAGGAGCGCAAGCGGCAUAUUGUGGCCAAUAUAGUGCUGGAGGGUCACACCUCAGCCGUGCCGUAUAUUGAUGAUGCCAACAAUGGAACUAAUGUGGUGCAAGUACAGUCGCUCGGCGCCAUACCACCCGGCAAGGAAGGGCGAAAGCGCUUACGUUACUAUUCGGUGGGGCCGCGUACUUAUCACACCAAAUGCCCACUGUGUCAGCAGCACGGCGAUGCGGCUGUGAUGCGAGCGGCAGGAUUGAAGGAUGCAAGUUGUUGUCUGUCGACGUUGUCAUGCUUUUUCCCCAUUUUUUGGCUCUGCUGUAUCUGCACCUGGUGCGGCUGCAAUCGCGAAUGGACCACGAAAGGUAUUUACUGCAGCAAAUGUGGCGGCAAAUUGGGUAUUCAACAGAGGCCGAAAUGAGUGCUAUGAAAAAUAAAAAUGUCAAAAUUUCAAUAGUUAAUUGAAGUGAAGUGGAAUUAUUAAAUUUUAAUUUAUAGAAUAAAUACUAAAUAACGAAAUAAACAAAUCGUACCAAAAACAA